Molecule: messenger RNA, 1272 nt
Organism: Penicillium oxalicum
Lineage: Eukaryota; Fungi; Ascomycota; Eurotiomycetes; Eurotiales; Aspergillaceae
Exons: 4
Coding region: 1-1272 (423 amino acids)
Source: RefSeq, a predicted model, not a curated record
AUGGAUGGCGAUCAACGCAUCAAGCACCUUCAACAGUUGAUGGCCCAAUCAUCCAACACGGCCAGAGGCCGAGUCAUGAAUCGCUUCGAGCAAGCCACGCGUGCACGUGGGAAUCCGACGGGAAUCUCACAGGCGCCAGACCGCACGACCAUGUCCUACGACUAUGGCUACACAGGCAACGCUUUCCCCAGUGAUCUACAAGUGUGCAAUCGCAUUUGGCGCACCAGCAGCAAGAACAUCAUCACACCACCACAACAACAGCAGACCAGCCCCGGAUCUACACAGCAACUAAAUCGACGGCGCGCAAAUGCCGAAACCAUCCCAUUGGUUCCCUACGAUUCGGGCAUGCUGUACAGCUUUGGUUCCCAGCAGGGUCCAGCUCACGGAGCCUUUGAUGUCGUUCCACAGUACUCGACACGGCAGUCUGCAGGGAUGGAAGCCCUGUCAAACCAGAUGCCUAUAUCGCAAUAUUUCACAGACGACGCCGCAGGCUCGGGCGUCCCUGGUCUCUCCCCCUACCUCAAUGCACUAUCAUAUAAUGAACCCGGUCCCAUGGCGCGAUCGAGCACUGCGCAGCCCUUCCCGACAACCUUGGCCGAAUUUACGCCGAUGGAGAUUGGAUCCUCGACUCGAUUAGAUCCGUCUGCUCUGUCGUCGGGCCUGGAUCAGCCGGCGAUCGAAUGCCACUUGAAGUCUCUCACGGAUCCCCUGGAUCACCCCGAGUACCAGCGAGCUCUGUGCAGUACCUUUGAUCGAAUACGCGCGGGCCGCUUGAUCGAAGCAAGUAAAUCAUUGCUGAAAAUCUCCGAAUGGCUCGUUACCAAUGCACGGGAUCUUGGAAUCCUGAGUGACAACCACAAACAGCACCCUCGUCGCCUCCAAUUCUGGAACGACUUCAACAUCUGCUGGCUCGCUCUCUGUCAAAAGCAAAAGAAUCUCACGCAAGACGUCAUGACGAUGGGUCAUCCGUCGUCUCAGACCAGUCUUCUCAGCCGUGAUCGAAUGGAGGCGCUCGGUAAAGAUCUGAUCCAGCUCUGUGAUCAGCUGGAACAGCAUGGAUUGGUGGAUUACCAGAUGGGGAUUUGGGAAGAGGAGAUUCUCUCCGAUCCGAAGAUGCAGACUCCUCCUCCCUCCUUCUCCGCGUCCAACUCCGACUCCUCUCUCUCUCUACGCGCGCAAUGCACAAGUACAAACGCACGGAUCCCAUUAAAGGCCGAAAGGAACCCGACGCAAUGGAAGCGGGGCGGAGCGGCACGCUUGAUGACGGACUAA